CAUCAGCCAAGCUCGUCAUUGUAACAGAGAGAGAGGAUGAAUGAGGCCGUUGAAUUCAGUGGUUGAGAGCUCAAGACAUGCUUUGUACAACGUUUUCUUAACCCAUUGCCAGGCCUUCAAAUCAGGUAUUAUUUCCCACAUUUACGUUGCCAACAACAUCCUCUUUCGCUAUUCAAAAUGUUUCUCUGGAGACUUAAAUCUUGCAUGCAAACUGUUCGACGAAAUGCCCCACAAAGACACCGUUACCUGGAACACCAUGAUCACUGGCUAUGUAGAGUCUGGGAACUUGGGUGCUGCUUGGGAGUUUCUAAAAUCCAUGAAAAGACGUGGCUUUCAAGCUGAUGGUUAUACCUUUGGAAGUAUACUAAAAGGGGUAGCUCACGCCUGUCGACAUGAUCUUGGGCAACAAGUGCAUUCCUUGAUUGUUAAGAUUGGUUAUGAGCAGAGUGUUUAUGCGGGUAGCGCUUUAUUGGACAUGUAUGCCAAGUGUGAGAGAGUUGAAGAUGCGUAUGAUGUGUUUCAAGGCAUGCCAGUGCGUAAUUUUGUCUCGUGGAAUGCACUCAUUGAUGGCUUUGUGCAAGUCGGAGACCGCGACACUGCAUUUUGGCUAUUAGAUUGUAUGCAGAAGGAAGGUGUUAGGAUUGAAGAUGGCACAUUUGCUCCGCUUUUGACAUUGCUUGAUGGUGACAAGUUCUAUAAGUUGACGAUGCAGCUUCACUGUAAGAUUAUUAAACAUGGCCUUGAGUUCUACAAUGCUUUAUGUAAUGCUACACUCACUGCAUAUUCAGAAUGUGGUUUGUUAGAAGAUGCUAAAAGGGUGUUUGAUGGUGCUGUUGGUACCCGAGAUUUGGUUACCUGGAAUUCCAUGCUAGUAGCUUACCUAGUUCAUGAUAAUGAUGAGGAUGCAUUUAAUCUUUUCUUGGAGAUGCAAGGGUUUGGCUUCGAGCCCGACAUCUAUACCUAUACCUGUGUCAUAAGUGCUUGUUUUGCAGCAGCGCAUAAAAAUUAUGGGAAAUCCUUCCACGCAUUGGUGAUAAAGAGGGGACUGGAAGAAUCAGUGACUAUCUGCAAUGCAUUAAUAACUAUGUAUCUCAAAUUGAAUAAUAAAUCCAUGGAAGCUGCGUUAAACUUGUUCCAUUCCAUGAAGUCUAAGGACCGAGUCUCUUGGAAUUCCAUUUUAACAGGGUUUUCACAAAUGGGGUUUAGUGAAGAUGCUUUGAAACUCUUUGGGCAUAUGAGAUCUUCACUGGAGGAAAUUGAUGACUAUGCCUAUUCGGCUGUCCUUAGAUCCUGCUCAGAUUUAGCAAUCCUCCAAUUAGGCCAACAGAUUCAUCUCUUGACUGUUAAGACAGGUUUUGACUCAAAUGAUUUUGUAGCCAGUUCAUUGAUUUUUAUGUACUCCAAGUGUGGAAUUAUUGAAGAUGCUUGGAAAUGUUUUGAAGAUACCACAAAAGAAAGCUCAAUUACUUGGAAUUCAAUUAUGUUUGCAUAUGCACAACAUGGGCAGGGUGAUGUUGCACUGGACCUCUUCUCCAUAAUGAGAGAGAGAGAGGUGAAGCUGGAUCAUGUAACCUUUGUUGCAGUUCUGACCGCAUGUAGCCACGUUGGACUGGUUGAACAAGGUCGCUGUGUUCUAAAAUCCAUGGAAUCUGACUACGGGAUUCCUCCUCGGAUGGAGCAUUAUGCUUGUGCGGUUGAUUUAUUUGGUCGUGCUGGAUAUCUGGAGGAGGCAAAAGCCUUGAUUGAUUCAAUGCCAUUUCAACCCAAUGCAAUGGUGUUGAAAACUCUAUUGGGUGCUUGUAGGGCUUGUGGUAACAUUGAGUUAGCUGCUCAGGUAGCAAGCCAGUUGCUAGAGGUAGAGCCUGAAGAGCACUGCACGUACGUUAUCCUCUCAAACAUGUAUGGGCAUCUUAAGAGGUGGGAUGACAAAGCCUCUGUGACAAGACUGAUGAGGGAGAGGAAGGUGAAGAAGGUCCCUGGUUGGAGUUGGAUAGAGGUGAAGAAUGAGGUACAUGCAUUCAAGGCUGAAGAUCGAUCCCACCCCUAUUCCGAAGAUGUGUAUCAGAUAUUGGGAGAAUUAAUGGAAGAAAUGAAGAGGCUACAUUCUCUUGCUAGCUUUGAUUCUUUGAUGCAUGAUGUCAAUCAUAUGUACCCGAGCAGUGAUUUAAGUUACUGAACCUUAAGUUAUUGUUCAUCGAUUCCGGAAAAUUUUGCAAUUACCUAAGCUGAAACAAAUAUAAAAUUUUACAUCACUCGAGUGUA
Messenger RNA from Populus nigra (black poplar), 2262 nucleotides. Its product is annotated as putative pentatricopeptide repeat-containing protein At3g25970. The record is from RefSeq and is a predicted model, not a curated record. The coding region runs from base 41 to 2176 and encodes 711 amino acids. Gene Ontology annotation, biological process: RNA modification. Gene Ontology annotation, molecular function: RNA binding; protein binding. The transcript has a single exon. NCBI's taxonomy places the organism in Eukaryota, Viridiplantae, Streptophyta, Magnoliopsida, Malpighiales, Salicaceae.